AUGGUUGUUGAAUAUUAUAUAAGCUAUACGGUAAGGUUUCGGCACUUACUUCUGGUAGAAUUUCCAGUGCCCCAGCCAUGUGGAUGGUGUCAACAAUUUCUCGGCUCGGUCAGUUCAAGCUCUCAAGACAUCGUGCCCAGGUACAGGUCUGGGUGCCACCCCGAUCAGGAUCAAGUGACACGGCGAACGUUCCGAGCACGUUCGCUAUGGCGAGCAAAACAGAAUCGUCGCAAGGACAGCGAAACGGAAAAAAUUCGUAAAAAACCAAAUUGA
Molecule: messenger RNA, 273 nt
Organism: Macrosiphum euphorbiae (potato aphid)
Lineage: Eukaryota; Metazoa; Arthropoda; Insecta; Hemiptera; Aphididae
Source: the annotation of a GenBank genome assembly